AUGCGCCGUGUCCCAGUGGAGGACCUGUGGGUGCGCGGGGGCCGCAUUCUGGACCCGGAGAAGCUGUUUUUUGAGGAGCGGCGCUUGGCCGACGAGCAGCGGGACUGCGGCGGCUGCAUCCUGGCGCCGGGCUUCAUCGACGUGCAGAUCAACGGUGGAUUUGGCGUGGACUUCUCACAGGCAACGGAGGACGUGGGCUCAGGGGUCGACCUGGUGGCCCGGAGGAUCCUGGCCCACGGAGUCACCUCCUUCUGCCCCACUUUGGUCACGUCCCCGCCGGAGGUUUAUCACAAGGUCCUUCCUCAGAUCCCCGUGAGGAGUGGUGGUCCCCGUGGGGCUGGGGUCCUCGGGGUGCACCUGGAGGGCCCAUUCAUCAGCCGCGAGAAGCGGGGUGCACACCCUGAGGCCCACCUACGCUCUUUUGAGGGCAACGCCUUCCACGACGUGCUGUCCACCUACGGGCCCCUGGACAACGUCCGCAUCGUCACGCUGGCGCCCGAGCUGGACCGCAGCCACGAGGUGAUCCAGGCGCUGACGGCCCGCGGCGUCUGCGUGUCCCUAGGACACUCGGUGGCUGACCUGCGGGCAGCGGAGGAGGCUGUGCGGAGCGGGGCCACCUUCAUCACGCACCUCUUCAACGCCAUGCUGCCGUUUCACCACCGGGACCCGGGCAUCGUGGGGCUCCUGACCAGUGACCAGCUGCCCCCCGGCCGCCGCAUCUUCUACGGGAUGAUCGCCGACGGCAUCCACACCAACCCGGCUGCCCUGCGCAUCGCCCACCGGGCGCACCCCCAGGGGCUGGUGCUGGUCACGGAUGCUGUCCCCGCCCUGGGUCUGGGCAAUGGCCGGCACACGCUGGGACAGCAGGAGGUGGAGGUGGACGGGCUGACCGCCUACGUGGCAGGCACCAAGACUUUGAGCGGCAGCAUCGCCCCGAUGGACGUCUGUGUCCGGCACUUUCUGCAGGCCACAGGCUGCAGCGUGGAGUCUGCCCUGGAGGCCGCGUCCCUGCACCCUGCCCAGCUGCUGGGGCUGGAGAAGCGCAAGGGGACCCUGGACUUUGGGGCCGACGCAGACUUCGUGGUGCUGGAUGAUGCCCUCCAUGUGCGAGCUACCUACAUCUCUGGCGAGCUGGUGUGGCAGGCGGAGGCAGCCAGGCAGUGAACACACCAGGCUGGAGAGGACGCCCCACCCAGCUGGGCACCGCCAGGGCUGGCCACCGAGGAGCUGGUCUCCAGGGAGCGAGGGUGCUGCCCCUGGGGACGGCCACCUAGCGGUGGCCAGCUGGAUAAACGCAUGUCCCU
This is a messenger RNA of Condylura cristata (star-nosed mole), 1304 nucleotides long. RefSeq names its product amidohydrolase domain containing 2 (gene AMDHD2). The record is from RefSeq and is a predicted model, not a curated record. The transcript is spliced from 11 exons. Gene Ontology annotation, molecular function: N-acetylglucosamine-6-phosphate deacetylase activity. NCBI's taxonomy places the organism in Eukaryota, Metazoa, Chordata, Mammalia, Eulipotyphla, Talpidae. The coding region runs from base 1 to 1164 and encodes 387 amino acids. Gene Ontology annotation, biological process: N-acetylglucosamine catabolic process.